Molecule: messenger RNA, 1568 nt
Organism: Chaetura pelagica (chimney swift)
Lineage: Eukaryota; Metazoa; Chordata; Aves; Apodiformes; Apodidae
Gene: RBBP5
Product: retinoblastoma binding protein 5
Exons: 12
Coding region: 27-1568 (513 amino acids)
Cellular component (GO): Set1C/COMPASS complex
Molecular function (GO): protein binding
Source: RefSeq, a predicted model, not a curated record
CGGACGGCACCUUGGACUGCAUCAGCAUGGCCCUGACCUGCACCUUCAACCGCUGGGGGACCCUCCUCGCCGUGGGCUGCAACGACGGGCGCAUCGUCAUCUGGGAUUUCCUGACCAGGGGCAUCGCCAAGAUCAUCAGCGCCCACAUCCACCCCGUCUGCUCCUUAUGCUGGAGCCGGGAUGGCCACAAACUGGUCAGUGCGUCCACAGACAACAUCGUGUCCCAGUGGGACGUGCUCUCCGGAGACUGCGACCAGAGGUUCAGAUUCCCUUCACCCAUCCUGAAAGUCCAGUAUCACCCUCGAGACCAAAACAGAGUUUUGGUCUGUCCCAUGAAGUCGGCGCCAGUGAUGCUGACGCUGUCAGACUCCAAACAUGUUGUCCUGCCUGUGGAUGAUGAUUCUGACCUCAAUGUUGUGGCCUCUUUUGACAGGCGAGGGGAAUACAUUUAUACAGGCAAUGCUAAGGGGAAGAUCUUGGUCUUAAAAACAGACACUCAGGAUCUUGUUGCUUCCUUCAGAGUCACAACUGGAACCAGCAACACCACAGCUAUUAAAUCGAUUGAAUUUGCUCGGAAAGGAAGCUGCUUUUUAAUAAACACAGCUGACCGGAUCAUCAGGGUGUACGACGGCCGUGAAAUCCUCACCUGUGGACGAGAUGGGGAACCUGAGCCCAUGCAGAAGCUGCAGGACUUGGUGAACAGGACCCCGUGGAAGAAGUGCUGUUUCUCUGGUGAUGGUGAAUACAUAGUGGCAGGUUCAGCACGACAACACGCCCUGUACAUCUUGGAGAAGAGUAUUGGAAACCCAGUGCAAAUCCUCCACGCGACCAGAGGAGAGCUGCUCUUGGAUGUAGCAUGGCAUCCUGUCCGACCCAUCAUAGCUUCCAUUUCCAGUGGUGUUGUGUCCAUCUGGGCUCAGAAUCAAGUGGAAAACUGGAGUGCCUUUGCACCUGACUUCAAAGAGCUGGAUGAAAAUGUAGAAUAUGAAGAGAGAGAGUCAGAGUUUGACAUUGAAGAUGAAGAUAAGAGUGAGCCAGAACAGACAGGUGCUGAUGCUGCAGAAGAUGAAGAAGUGGAUGUAACCAGUGUGGAUCCCAUUGCUGCCUUCUGUAGCAGUGAUGAAGAACUGGAGGACUCCAAGGCUUUGCUUUACUUACCCAUUGCUCCUGAAGUGGAAGAUCCAGAAGAAAACCCCUAUGGACCUCCACCAGAUGCAGUUCAGAGCUCUUUGACUGAUGAGGGAAUAGGUUCUGAGAAAAAGAGGCAGUCCUCCUCUGAUGGGCCUCAGGCACCAAAGAAGAAGCCCAAAACCACCAACAUUGAACUCCAAGGAGUACCUAACGAUGAAGUCCAUCCGCUGCUGGGUGUGAAGGGAGAUGGUAAAUCCAAGAAGAAGCAAGCAGGCAGGCCUAAAGGAUCAAAAGGUAAAGACAAAGAUUCUGCAUUUAAACCGAAACUCUACAAAGGGGACAGAGGUUCUUUACCUCUGGAAGGAGCAGCGAAGGGUAAAGUGCAGGCGGAGCUGGGACAGCCCUUGACAGGUGGUGCAAUCUCAGAAUUGUUAUGA